AUGAGUUUGAACGUCCCAGGGUGUGUGGGUGAUGGCACCACGCUGUCCGCCUGCAUACUUGCAGCAUUAGAGGAGCGCGGGGAUGACGAGGUGAUGUUCGCACUUCUCCGGCACCGCCACUUCGGCUCCUCCAAGGCGGCGCGACUAGAAGGCAGUAGUGGUGCCGUCGAUGGCAGCGUGACGGGCAUCACUGCAGAGCGCGUGACCAAACGAGCAUGGUGCGCGUUCGCGGAGCUGCUAAAGCGGCGGAUCAUCACCUUGCACGAUCGGCGUUCAGUACCACUUGCGGGGGGAGUACACGGCACGCCGGGCGAUGAACGUGGUGCGGAGGUCGAGUGUGAUGUUGGCGUUUACAGUCAAGAGACCUUCUACGCAUGCCUGGUGGAAAGCGUCUGCUUGUGCAUGGGCUGGACGUUUUGCCUGUUUCGCCCAGAUGAUCCACCCUUGCGACUGCAGCGGCUGGAACGACGUCGAAGGCCGCGCUGCAAGCUGCGCUCAGAAGAUGUCUCGUCGUUGCUGCACGAGGCGCUCUCGACGGAAGAGAACAGCGCUAGCAACAGAAAACUCCACAUGGUGGAGGUGAGCACCAGGACACCGACGCGGCUGCCGGUGGUACAUAUAGACGAUAGCCGCGUCGCCUACUACAUGUACACCUCCGGCUCAACAGGGGACCCAAAGUGUGUGGUAGCCUCGCGGGGCAAUCUGCGAGUAUACCUGCAGCGCUUCAUUCUCGAUAAGGAUGGCCUCGCUGUGGGCGAUGCACACUGCCGGUUCUUUUGCCUCUCCUCCCCGUUCUUUGAUCCGUCUAUCGGUGACAUGCUCGUGGGGCUCUGCACGCCUCACAGCGUCUUCUACACAUGCACUCAGGAGGACCUCCUCAACGGCCAGGCUGCGCCGCUGCUGGCCUGCGUGCAACCGACUCACGUGGUGAGCACUCCAGCGGUUUGGUCUUCUCUCACCACCGCUGGCCAUCUGCUGUCGGUGCUCCCUUCCUCGACUGCUCCAAUAAAGGUGUUUCUCGGCGGCGAACGCAUGUCUCAGGCGCUGAUCAGCACCUGGGCUGACAGGGCAGAACUCUACAACAUCUACGGCGUGACUGAGGCCACCAUAUACCAGUCGGUGUGGCGCAUUUUUCCAGGGACAAGGGCAGAGGACGUGAAGUGCGGUCCCGGCGUGGGCACAAGGAUUCGUGUUCAAAGGCUGGAUGCUGCAUCCGACGUGCUUCCCAGCGACAGCGACGCUUUUGCAUUGGAAAAAGGCUUGUACCAGGAGCUUGGUGAGUCUGCAGGCGAUGACUACGGGGAAGUUGUCCUUUACGGAGAUCAAGUGUGCUGCGGAUACGCGGAGGAUAGCACGUCGUCACCGUUCGGUCGCGACGCCGCCACUGGCGAGCGCUUCUUUCGUACAGGGGAUAUCGGGCGACUUGUUUCGACAGGUGAGGGAGGUCCGCCGGAUCUAGAGCUGCGUGGUCGUCGGGACUGGGAGAUGAAGUUAAACGGUCAACGCGUGGCUUUGGAGGAGGUGGAGGGCACCGUUCAGGUGGCACUAGCUGGUCUUUUUUCUCAGUGUGCCUGCUUUCGCGUGCAAUCCGCGUCAGGCACACCGGCCAUUGGUGCGGCGGUUGUGCUGACGGACGUUGUCAACGGGGGACUCUUGAGAGAUCACAGGGUGGGCGUGGCUGCCGCACUGCAGGAACUGCUUGGGCUGCACUUGCCCUCCUUCAUGGUGCCGCGUCGCUGGCUCCUGUUCGCCAAGGGGGCUUCCUUGCCGCAGACGCCGACAGGGAAGGUGAGCCGCACUCAGCUUGCCGUCGACGCUGUCCAAGAGCAACAAGAAGAGUUUGAUGCUCAGCCCAAUAAAACACAUGACAACUGCAGCAGAGAGGAGGAUGAGCUCUACAGAGUAGUACAGUCGGUGUGGCAAAGGAUGCUGGGUGUGCCGGUCCGCUGUGACACUCACUACCUUCACGCUGGGGGUGACUCGCUUGGUGCUCUAAAGCUCAGCCGCGCCGUGUAUCUCGGGCUCCAUGCCGGCUCCGAUGUCGGGAUCGACGAGCAUGGUAGGCUGCCCCCUCCUUUCCAGCCCUGUGUGUUGCUCCAGCACCCCCGCUUCGGCGACUAUGUCCAGGCUCUGCGCGAAGCGUGGACACAAGAUCCUCUUAAUGGUGAGUCUAAGCCGAAGCACGGCGAGACAGUGACGGCGUUGCCACUCCUUUUGCAGCCUCCGCAAGUUCUCAGUUCUGCAGAGGCAGCUGCUGAUUUCUUUUUCCGUGAAGUGGUUGCCGCGCAGUGCGCCGGGAUUGCUGACCGCCUUCUUCGCCAUGGCCUCGCCGACGUCAACGGACACAACAGUCGAGAACACCGCUGUACCACUCCCCUGCAUGUGGCUGUUGCGAGUUGCUGCUCGCUGGAGCAGGAACUGGCGACAUUGCGUGUGGUGGAGGUGCUGUUGCAGCAUGGCGCCAGGCUUACCGCGGUGACGCCAGAUGGCGUGACUGCUGCUCAUUUGGCGGCAAGCAGGUCCGCCGCUAUUCUUCGGCGUCUGCUAGAGCACGAUCGGGUUGUGGUUCACUGCCGUGACGCCCGUCAGCAGUCACUGUUGCACUUCGCGGCACGUAGUGGCAACGCUGAGACGACUCGUCUUCUUCACCACUACGGUCUGAAGGUAGACACAAGAGACAAGUGGCAGCGGACCCCGGCGCACUGGGCUGUUUUGAAUGGGCACACCGCGGUGCUGGAGGAGAUGGCGUUGCACUGUACCUCUUCGGUAACCACCAUCGCCGCCGCAGCGACCGCCAAGGCUCCAGAGCCGCACGGCGUGGGCGCGAAGCGGAGGCGCUGCUCAGGCAAUGAGACGACCCGUUUUAUGCGACUGGCGCGCAAAAAGACGUACCUGGAGUACGAGACUCUUCACGAGAUAGCGAGGCGCCUGCACCCGACGGGCGAUCGUAUUAAGCGACUGUGCGAUAUUCUGGCACCCUCAGUGGGCGAAGCUUCUGUGGCAGAAUAG
This is a messenger RNA of Leishmania mexicana MHOM/GT/2001/U1103, 3009 nucleotides long. RefSeq lists its product as hypothetical. Gene Ontology annotation, biological process: amino acid activation for nonribosomal peptide biosynthetic process; secondary metabolite biosynthetic process. Gene Ontology annotation, molecular function: protein binding; phosphopantetheine binding. The record is from RefSeq and is a predicted model, not a curated record. Bases 1 to 3009 code for a protein of 1002 amino acids. The transcript has a single exon. Lineage: Eukaryota; Euglenozoa; Kinetoplastea; Trypanosomatida; Trypanosomatidae. Gene Ontology annotation, cellular component: cytoplasm.